GCCUCCUCUCAGGCCACUCCCGGGAAGCGCGCUGCUGUUCCGCCACACGGACGCACCGACGGACGGACGGACGGAGUGUCGCUCAGCGCGUCCUGCAAGUCUCUCUCCGGUCCUCCUCACCCCCAGACCUGCUCCUCACCCCCGGACCUGCUCCUCUCCUCCCGCAGCGGCCGAACCGGGGGUCGAGGCGGAGGCAUGUAGCCGCGGACGGAGCGCGCCGAGCGGCAUGUAGCACCUGGAGCUGCCCGCCUCCUGCUGCGUCUCCUCCCGGAGCUCCUCCGGCACCAGCGUCGCCUCGCACACGGAUUCCAGUGGGAUUUUAUCGGGGGGUUAGUGGACCCUAGAGGAGCGUGCUCGUCCCGCCGCCUCCCGGUCGAUGGUCGUUGGGGAAGCUUCCAUCUUGAGUCCCGUUUCUACCGAUAGCACCAUGGCGAGCGACUCCCCAGCCCGGAGUCUGGACGAGAUAGACCUGUCUGCUCUACGGGACCCAGCUGGCAUCUUUGAGCUGGUCGAACUGGUUGGAAAUGGCACCUAUGGGCAGGUCUACAAGGGCCGCCACGUUAAAACAGGGCAGCUCGCUGCCAUCAAGGUCAUGGAUGUCACCGGAGAUGAGGAGGAGGAGAUUAAAGCUGAGAUCAACAUGCUGAAGAAGUACAGCCACCACAGGAACAUCGCCACUUACUACGGAGCCUUCGUCAAGAAGAAUCCUCCGGGGAUGGACGACCAGCUCUGGCUGGUGAUGGAGUUCUGUGGCGCCGGAUCGGUGACGGAUCUGAUCAAAAACACCAAAGGGAACUCUCUGAAGGAGGAGUGGAUCGCCUACGUCUGCAGGGAGAUCCUCAGGGGUCUGACCCACCUCCACCAGCACAAAGUCAUUCACCGAGACAUCAAGGGCCAGAACGUCCUGCUGACGGAGAACGCCGAGGUCAAGCUGGUGGACUUCGGUGUGAGCGCCCAGCUGGACCGGACGGUGGGUCGCAGGAACACCUUCAUCGGGACGCCGUACUGGAUGGCCCCGGAGGUGAUCGCCUGCGACGAGAACCCAGACGCCACGUAUGACUUCAAGAGUGAUCUGUGGUCGUUGGGAAUCACAGCCAUCGAGAUGGCUGAGGGAGCUCCACCUCUAUGUGACAUGCAUCCCAUGAGGGCGCUCUUCCUCAUCCCCAGAAACCCUGCACCAAGGCUCAAAUCCAAGAAAUGGUCCAAGAAGUUCCAGUCGUUCAUCGAGAGCUGCCUGGUGAAGAGCCACAGCCAGCGGCCGAGCACCGAGCAGCUCCUCAAGCAUCCCUUCAUCAGAGACCUGCCCAAUGAACGGCAGGUCCGCAUCCAGCUGAAGGACCACAUCGACCGCACCAAGAAGAGGAGAGGGGAGAGGGAUGAAACUGAGUACGAGUACAGCGGCAGCGAGGAGGAGGACGAGGAGAGGGACGUCGGAGAGCCCAGCUCCAUCAUCAACAUUCCUGGCGAGUCGACUCUGAGGCGGGACUUCCUGCGCCUCCAGCUGGCUAAUAAGGAGCGCUCGGAGCUGAUCCGGCGUCAGCAGCUGGAGCAGCAGCAGAACGAGGAGCACAAGCGCCAGCUGCUGGCCGAGAGGCAGAAACGCAUCGAGGAGCAGAAGGAGCAGCGGCGGCGGCUGGAGGAGCAACAGCGUCGUGAGCGAGAGCUGAGGAAGCAGCAGGAGCGAGAGCAGAGGAGGAGGUACGAGGAGAUGGAGCAGCUCCGGAGGGAGGAGGAGAGGAGGCAUGCCGAGAGGGAACAGGAGUAUAUCCGUAGACAGCUGGAGGAGGAGCAGAGGCAGCUGGAGAUCCUUCAGCAGCAGCUCCUGCAGGAACAGGCCCUACUGCUGGAGUACAAGAGGAAGCAGAUCGAGGAGCAGCGGCAGGCCGAGCGUCUUCAGAGGCAGCUUCAGCAGGAACGAGCUUAUCUGGUUUCUCUACAGCAGCAGCAGGAAACACCGAGACCGCCGGCCGACAAGAAGCAGCUGUACCACUACAAGGACCAAGCACCGGGCAGCAACGACAAGCCGGCCUGGGCCAAGGAGGUGAUGCGUCGCGCUCAGAGCAACUCUCCUCGCGUCCCUCCUAAGAAGUUCCACUCCUUCAGGGAGACUCGUAACGUCCAGCUGGACAACCUGCUGCUGCUUCCCGGCUACAAGCCUCGCCGCCGCCGCCGCCCGCCGUCCUACCCGGCUCACGGCAGCCCGUCCAGAGACCAGCUCCACGUCCCCAGGAUCCGGGUCACCUGCGUCCCGGAGCCCGACUCGACCCGGCUGCUGGUCCGCCGGCCGAGUCCCAGCAGGAGCCCCGAGUCGAGGGGUCGCAGCCCCGGACGCCGGGUGGAGGAACAUUAUAAGAUGAACAGACAGACUUCUCCUGCGUUGCAGCAUAAAGUGUCCAACCGGAUCUCGGACCCGUCGCUGCCGCCGCGAUCCGAGUCCUUCAGUAGCGGAGGCAUCCAGCAGGCGAGGACCCCGCCCAUGCACCGAUCCGUCGAGCCUCAGAUGGCCCACCUGGUGCAGGUGAAGAGUCAUGGCCUGUCGGGCUCCCAGUCCCUGUACGACCCCCACGGCGUGUCCUCGUCCUCCUCGGCGUCGCCCUCCCCCUCCCGGCCUCCCAUGCCCCGGCAGAACUCCGACCCCACCUCCGACACCCCUCCUCCCCCGCCCCUGUCCCGCCUGGCGCCCCCCCUGGACAAGCUGGAUCGCAGCUCCUGGUUGCGGCAGGACGACGACAUGCCGCCCAAGGUUCCUCAGAGGACGACCUCCAUCUCUCCUGCUCUGGUCAGGAAGAACUCUCCUGGAAACGGGCCGGGCCUCGGUCCUCGGGCCGGAGCCCACCUGAUCCGGGCCAGCAACCCCGACCUGCGGAGGACCGACGUUUCCAUGGAGACGCCCCUGAAGAGGACGAGCAGCGGCAGCUCCUCCAGCUCCAGCACCCCCAGCUCCCAGGGAGGCUCCAAUGAGAGAGGUAAUUCGGCCUCUAAGACUGAAGGUUCGACUCUUUCCUCCCACGACACCAAAGACGACAACAGAGAGCUGACCAGACCCAGCAGGCCUGCAGAUCUGACCGCUUUGGCCAAAGAGCUGAGGGAGCUGCGACAGGGCGAGGAGACGAGCCGGCCGCCCGUAAAAGUCACCGACUACUCGUCCUCCAGCGAAGAGUCCCACAGCAGCGAGGAUGAGGAGGGUGAGGGCGGAGCCAACGACGGCACGGUGGCGGUCAGCGACAUCCCACGCAUCAUGCCGGCGGCGAGUCAAAGCACCGAGUCGUUCGGGAUGAUGGGAGGACACAACGACUCUCACGGAGAUUCGUACGGAAACAGCUCUCAGGACGGAACCCUGAUGAUGAGAGAGAAACUCGGGGAACGGAGGCGGAGCUCUGCCGCCAGCAACGGUUUCCCCGGCAACGCUAAUCUGUUCCCAGGCAACGCCAAUCUCCCCGAUUUGGUGCAGCAAAGCCCCUCCCCCCUGGUCUCCCCCGGCGACGCCUCCGGGGCCCAAUACGGGAUGGGAGGCGGUGGAGGAUCCAAGGCUUCCUUCACGCCAUUCGUUGAUCCGAGGGUCUAUGGGACAUCUCCGACUGACGAUGAUGAUAAUAACUCUGCCUCAGCGCUGUUUGCUGAUGAGCUGCUGAAGCAGGAACAGGAGCAGGCGAGACUCAACGAGGCCAGAAAGAUCUCUGUGGUCAACGUCAACCCAACCAACAUCCGACCGCACAGCGACACGCCCGAGAUCCGGAAAUACAAAAAGCGCUUCAACUCCGAGAUCCUGUGUGCCGCUCUCUGGGGCGUGAACCUGCUGGUGGGAACCGAGAACGGCCUGAUGCUGCUGGAUCGGAGCGGUCAGGGCAAAGUUUACAACCUGAUCAACCGACGGCGCUUCCAGCAGAUGGACGUCCUGGAGGGACUCAACGUCCUGGUGACCAUCUCAGGGAAGAAGAACAAGCUGCGUGUUUACUACCUGUCCUGGCUAAGGAAUAGGAUAUUACACAAUGACCCUGAAGUGGAGAAGAAGCAGGGCUGGAUUACUGUUGGGGAGCUGGAGGGCUGCGUUCACUACAAAGUCGUGAAAUACGAGAGGAUUAAAUUCUUGGUGAUUGCUCUGAAGAACUCGGUGGAAAUCUACGCCUGGGCACCUAAACCUUACCACAAGUUCAUGGCCUUCAAGUCUUUCACUGACCUGCAGCAUCGCCCCCUGCUGGUGGACCUGACCGUGGAGGAGGGUCAGAGGCUGAAGGUCAUCUAUGGAUCCAGCAUCGGAUUCCACGUCAUCGAUGUCGACUCCGGAAACCCCUACGACAUCUACAUCCCCUCACAUAUUCAGGGUCAGGUGACCCCGCACGCCAUCGUGGUUCUGCCCAAGACGGACGGCAUGGAGAUGCUGCUGUGCUACGAGGACGAGGGCGUCUACGUCAACACCUACGGACGCAUCACCAAAGACGUGGUGCUGCAGUGGGGCGAGAUGCCCACCUCCGUCGCCUACAUCCACUCCAGCCAGAUCAUGGGAUGGGGAGAGAAGGCCAUUGAGAUCCGCUCCGUGGAGACGGGACACCUCGAUGGAGUUUUCAUGCACAAGCGAGCUCAGCGACUGAAGUUCCUGUCAGAGAGAAACGACAAGGUUUUCUUCGCCUCGGUUCGCUCUGGAGGCAGCAGCCAGGUCUUCUUCAUGACCCUGAACAGGAGCUCCAUGAUGAACUGGUAACUCUGGAACAUCUGGACAGCAGGAGGCCAGACGGAGUGUGUGUGUUUGUGUGUUUAUGUGUGUUUGUGGAGGACAACGACAACAAGCUGCUGAUGAACAUCUGGACGAAUCCAGCUGCCUCCAGGACUUCCUGCUGACGUUUCAGGACGAGCCGAGCGGCCUUCAGCCUCCACGUCUGAGCUCUGAGUAGCACAUCGCUGACUUUCUGACGCGUUCACACCAGUAGCAUCAGCCAGAAAAACACUUGAACUCAUCACCAAUCCAACAACAGGAGGAACAAGUUUGGAGAAUAUGGAGCCUCCAGAAUGUGGAAGUCGGUCUUUUUAUCUCCUGAUCUGAGGCUGUAAAAUCUGACAAUCGAGACAGAAAAGUAGUGAAAUCUGCAGUGAACCAAAAAAUAAUAAAACAAGCUGGUCAAAGAAAUGAUGCAUUCAAGUGCAGACAGCUGAAAACCCAAUAACUACGAAGUAACUGGGUUAAAAAAGAUGGAAAAAUGUACGAAUAUUUAAAGUUUUCUGUUUUAAACCAACAAUAUUUGACUUUAAAAAGCAGAAAAUUGGCUCAGUUUUCCCUUUUAUGUUUAAAACACACAACAACAAAAAAAGAAAAUGGGUCCAUUUUUAAAUUUUUGUGUUUUAAACCUUCAAUGUAUUGAAGCCAUUUUUGUUGUGGCUUUAAACCAAAAAUUUAUAAAACAGACAGAAAAUUCAGAUUGUUUUUAACAGGACACAUUUUCAAUUUUUCCAUAUUAAACGUAUAAAAAAGAAAACAAAACAAUCUCUGCUUUUUUGUUGUUGUCCGAAACCUAAAAAAACCCAGAAAAUUAGGAUCAUUUUAGAGGUUUAUUUUCUUAAACCAACCAUGAAAAAAACUGAAAAUGGGCCCAUUUUAUUGUUUCUGUUUUCCACCUGCAGUGAUAAACAAAACAGAAAGUGGACCCAUUUUUUUGUUUUUUUGGUUUUAAACCAAACAUUUUUUACAAUUUAAAAAAAACAAUACGGGCCUGUUUUUUGCUUAUUUUUUUUAAAGAAUUAAACAAAAAACGAUUUUUUUUUGUUCAAAAUCUCCACUGAAUUUUGCUUUUUUUUUUUUUCCCAAAAUGACGUUAGUUUUUGUUCUUGAAUUGGAAAUGACUUACAGAUCCUCCACAGAGCACCACGCCUGACCUGAGUUUUAUUAUUCUUGUGAUUCUGACAGAAUUAAUUUUCUGUUUUCUAGCUGCUAAUGAAUCCCAGACGACGAUCCUGACAUUCAGACCUCGAUUGUUGCUGCUAGCCGGAUGUGUUCUAGACGGAUGUAGCAAAUUUUUUUAAAAAAAGGUGGUGAAAAGUCAGAAACGUGGCGGUGUGAACACUGGAGAUUGAAGCAGCCGGAGAUGAAACUGGGAGUUUGUAGAUAUGGAACCACUAGACUAGAGCGUUUUUACUUCCUGUUUUCCUGUAAAUACCCACUUCGAUGUUAUGGACGGAAGCAGGUGAGGACGCAGAAGAAGAAAAAAAUGAUGCUUUUCUUUGCCUUUUUCUGUUUUUAGUUUCUUCGCAUGUUUAACCACCUGUUCUGUAGAUCGGAGGCAAUACGCUGCAGGGUUCUAGGAAAAACCCCCAAGCUUUUUGUUUUCCUUUUUCUCCCAACACUGAGCUGUUAAAGUGAAAGCGUUUUCUGGAGAGAGUCACACGUUUAAUGUUCCUUUAUGCACAGCGUAGCUUCAUGACUGGACUCAUCUUUUACUGGAUCUUGUUUUGUCUGGCGGUGGAGGUUUGAUUUAAGGCCAGCUGAAGCCUUUUACAUGUGCAGGAUGAUCCACACCCUGUGAAUAAAGGUCAGGAGGCACAAACCAUAGAGCAGAAGAUAUAUAUACUGUAAGAACUUUCAUUAUUCCGAUGAUAUCUUACCGAUCGUUUUAGAGAAAGACAAAAAAAAGUCACUUAUUAAAGCUUAGCCGUCUUUCUACAGAAUAGAGAACAUAGUUAUAAGGAUUUCUAAAAAAGACAAGACAAUGUUUUUAUUGUGGUAUUAUUUGUAUUUCAAUUUUUGUACGUAUCAAGACUGUGAACGUGUGUGAGUGUGUGUCGGAGUGUGUAGCCGAGCAGGUGUGUGUGUGUGUGUGUGUGUGUGUGUGUGUGUGUGUGUGUGUGUGUGUGUGUGUGUGUGUGUGUGUGUGUGUGUGUGUGUGUGUGUGUGUGCAGGUGUGUGUGUGUGUGUGUGUGCAGGUGUGCGACAUGCAUGUGGGUGUAUGUGUCCACCUCGUCUGAAUCACUGGAAAAGACAACCUCAAACCUGGUAACACACAUCUGUGAUGUUGGGAAUUCUACAAUAAAUGUCCUCUCCUUGUACAGCA
This is a messenger RNA of Amphiprion ocellaris (clown anemonefish), 7037 nucleotides long. RefSeq names its product TRAF2 and NCK interacting kinase b (gene tnikb). The record is from RefSeq and is a predicted model, not a curated record. The transcript is spliced from 33 exons. Gene Ontology annotation, biological process: protein phosphorylation. Bases 377 to 4699 code for a protein of 1440 amino acids. Lineage: Eukaryota; Metazoa; Chordata; Actinopteri; Pomacentridae. Gene Ontology annotation, molecular function: ATP binding; protein kinase activity.